AUGGAGUCAAAUCUCAAACAUGCUCAAGAAAACGAACUUCGUGUUCUGAGCGCAAUUUAUAAUAAUGCUUUGAAGGAUCGUCGUAGCAAGCGCGACAAACGUUUAUAUCCGCCUCAUUUUAUUUUGACACUCACACCGGUACGAUCCGAUAGCACAAUAAUACAACAAAUAAAUGAUCCAACAUUUGAUUUAAUUGUCCAAGAAACAGCAAACUAUCCCAAUGAAGUUCCUAAACUAGAAUUAGCCAAUCCAAAAAAUUUUCCUAUCGAAGCUUUAGAACGAUGCGAAAAAGAACUUCGAAUUCAAGCGCAAAAUUAUACCGGAGGAGAAAUGAUUUAUUUACUGGCACAUUAUGCGCAAACGUUUUUAGACGAAUUUCGUACCAAACGACGGCCACCAUCUCAAAUACAAGUGUCACCUGAACAAAAUCCCGAGAAUGAUGAACAUCAACAAAUUGAACGAGAAAUUAAUGCUAUUCGAGAAGAACAUUCAAAACAAGCAGAAAAACAACGAUAUAGACAGUCUGACGUAUCAUCAACAAAACCUGUUAAAUUAGCUCGUAUCAUGUCAGAAACUAUAAUUAAAUUUGAAAAUCCAAUAGAAGUCAGCGUACGUCGUGGUCACGUAUUAUACAAAGAAAUGCAUCCAAUAAUAUCCGAUCAAAUACUUAAUACAUCGUAUAUAUGCACUGAUGGCGAUUCAGCAAAUGUUUAUUGUCUUUAUGAAUGGAAUUUUGAAAGUGUACAAAACGAUGAUAAAACACUUGAUCUAGAAAAUUUCCUUGCACAAUAUCGCAGUGAAAUAGGAAAUAUCGAAAAUGAUAUGAGACGUUUACUUAAUAUAAGACAUAAUUUACUAUGUAAAAUAGUUGCGUAUCAAUAUUUGGUUCAUGAUACGGCUACUUAUACAUUUCGAGUUUUAACCGAUUGGCCAGAAGCGAGUUCUCUUGAAGUAUUUAAUUAUUGUCCCGUAUCGGAAUCUUUGUUAAAGAAAAUUGCAAUAUCACUUUGUGAAGUACUGCUAUUUUUGCAUUCAAAAUCCAUAAUUCAUCGUGCAAUAAAUACGAAAUCUGUUUAUCUCUGUACAACAGGAAUUAAAAUAACUCGCACAAGUUUUGUUCGAAGAUUAAACGAUCUACAUAUCUUAUUUCACGAAUCCCAACUUCCGCGAUCAUUACAUGGUUCAACCAAAAAUGAUAUUUAUGAUAUGGGUUUACUUCUACUAAAUUUGGCCACUGGUCGAACGCAUGAUUGUAUUAUUGAUGCACCAUCAACGUUAUCUGAUGAAUUUCGAGAUUUUUUACAAAGAUGUGCCAAUGGCGAAUCAGUAAAACAAUUAUCAGUCGAUCCAUUUCUUGUUAAUCGCGUUGAAUCACAGACAAAUUUCGAUACGAUGAUUUCCGAAACGGAUCAUCGUGAUAAUAGUUCAACGAAUAGCAAUAAUGACGAAAUGCUUGUUUCAGCACAAUCUCGUCUUAAGUCUGAUUUUGAAGUUAUUGGAAUGAUUGGCCGAGGAGGCUUUGGUCAUGUUUUUAAAGUGCAAAACAAAUUAGAUGGAUGUUUUUAUGCUGUGAAGCAAAUUCUUCUUAAAAGUGCAAAUAAACAAGUGAAUAAAAAAAUUACCAGAGAAGUUAAACUACUUUCGAAGUUAAAUCAUCAAAAUAUUGUUAGAUAUUACAGCACAUGGACUGAACAAAUGUCAUUGCCAAAUCAAAGUAAAUCUUCGAGCGGUUCUUUACCAUCAACUAAAUCAGGCCGACCUCGGAAAAGCAAAUCUAUAAAAGAAGAUAGUUUAAGAAAUGAUCUGCAUGGAUUAAUACCAGAUAUAUUGAUUGAAAAUGGACAAGAAAAUGAAGACAGUAGUUCAUCAAGUGCAACCACAUCAUCAACGCCAUCCGAUGAUGAAAGUGGUGUAUUUGACACAAGAACGUUUCAUCGAGUUGAAAGAACUGAUGAUAUGAUUGUAUUUGAGCAUGGCGACAAUAAUGCUGAUAAAUCGGAAAAUCCAAUCGAAGGAAAGAAAAAUGAUCAGUCAAGUUCGUCAUCGUCCGUCAACAAUAAUGCUGAUGAUUGUAUCCAACGAGUUUUAUUUAUACAAAUGGAAUAUUGUGAAGGAAAUACAUUAAAACAGUUAAUAGACCGAGGAAUAUUACAAGAAAAGCCAAAAAUGAUUUGGAUGUUAUUACGUGAAAUCUUGGACGGUCUUAAGCAUAUGCAUAGCAAAACAAUUAUUCAUCGAGAUUUAAAACCAGGAAAUAUCCUACUUGAUUCAAAUGGACAUGCAAAAAUCGGAGAUCUUGGCCUUGCAACUAUCAGCAAACUAUCCGGCUAUUCUGAUUCAUCUACACAAUCACAACUACAUCCAGAUCAAAAAUCAAGUUGGUCAUUAGAAAUCAAAGAUGGUGGACUUAUAAGUACCCCGGUUGGCACAACAUUCUAUAUUGCACCAGAACUAUUAACUGGUCCGCGUGUAGCUCCGACUGAAAAAGUUGAUAUAUACAGUUUGGGUGUAACAUUUUUUGAAAUGUGUUAUCCGUUUAAUACAUCGAUGGAACGUGCAAAAAUCUUAUGUGAAUUACGUCGUCCAGAAAUUAACGUACCGAAUCAUUUUCGUCAAAAAUCAUUUUCACGUCAUUAUGAAUUAGUUGUACAGAUGCUUAAUCAUGAAUCGGACAAAAGGCCAAGUGCAAAUACAUUAUUAGAAUCAAAUAUAAUUCCAUUUGAACAAGAAGAACAAUACGAACAAUUAUUAGAUCGAAUGAUCAAUAGUACAAAUAAUGAUUUACAAUCUUUCUAUUAUAGAAAAACAAUCACAAAAUUAUUUCAAAGAAAAAAUAAUAUUGCACGUGAUGCAACAUUUGAUUCCGAUAUAGAAAUUGAUUUUAAUAAGUUAGAGAUAUUUCAUCGAGAUUCACGUGUUUAUGCCAGUAUACGCAAUAGUUUUAUUCGGAUAUUUGAAAAAUACGGAGCUUUUCUUAUGCGCUUACCAAUAUUUAUACCAGAUACAUCGAUUUAUAGUAAAAAUGAAUGCUCAAAUUUAAAAUUUAUAUCUUCAACUGGUCUCAUUGUUUCACUUGCAUUUGAUUCAAAAGUUCCCUUAGCUCGUUUUAUUGCUCGAUGUGUAUCUCAUCACGGUUUAAAUGGUUUAACAACAUUGAAAUGUUAUCAAAUCGGAAGUGUUUAUCGUGAAGGCGUUACAGAAAUGCAUCCACGAGAAUUAACUGAAUGCGGUUUUGAUAUUAUAUUCACUCAAUCAACUUUUCUUCCGGAUGCUGAAAUAUUAGCUGUAAGUCAGGAUGUAAUCGAAGAAUUACAAUUACACAAGAAACGAAAUGUAUUUAUCCGAUUAAAUCAUAGUCAAUUGCUACGUUCUAUAUUAAUCUUUUUCGAUGUACCUAUUGAUAAGAUUAGUUCGAUUUUAGCGGCCAUUAAUAAAAGUCGAUUUGAUUCGACAAAUACAACAGUAGCUAUGCAUUUAAUUGAAAAUGGUAUCAGUGAACAAACAGCAAAUCGCAUUCAAACACUAUUGGAUAAAGAUGGGCCCUUCGAUGAAAUCAUAACACAUUUGAAAGGUUUUAGUAAAGCUAAAACUGAGGGUUCAAAAUUAUUGAAAAAUAUUGUCGAUGAAUUAGAAAAAAUUGUUCAAUAUGCACGCUGGUUUGGUGUUACCAUGCCUAUACAUUUAACACUGCGAUUUAUGACACUUAAUCCCAUAUUAGAUAUAAAUACAUUUUCCGGUUUUAUAUUUCAAUUAGCUUCUGUUGUACAACGAAAGAAACGAUCUGUUUAUGAAGUCUACGCUGGCGGUGGUAGAUAUGAUCCAUUGCUUGCACAUUUUCGGCGACCAUCUCAAAAAACACUUUCUAAUGAUUUACCUCAUAUUGUCGGUGUGAGUUUUGAUAUGGAACGUUUUCUUCAACAUUCCACCACGCUAACAACAAUUUCAAAUCGUUUAAUAAAUAAUACAAAGCCUUGUGAUACAGUGAUUUGUCUGGGCAAUCAUACUAUCGAUUUAUUACGACUUCGUCAUGAUCUUGUUACGAAUGGUAUUGGCGUUGAUACUUUUUAUGAAUUACCAUCGAAUUUCGAAAUUCUCGAUCAAUAUUGUGUCUCAUGUGGUUAUACUUACCUAAUUUAUGGUAGAGAUGAUUCAAUUGAUGAAGGUUUUCGUUUUCGUAUGUAUGAAAAUGGUAAAGUUUUCAAUGAUAAACGUUUUUCCAGCGGUCAAAUUGUUCAAUACUAUCGAACAGAUAGCAAUAAUACAAAUCUCAAUAAUAUAAAUAAUAGUGGAGUAUCAUCUAAUCUGUUCAAUGAUACUGAACAAUCAUUGCAACCACAAAUAUUAAGUACAUCCAGUGGUACUUCAAUAAAAAAUGUUUCAUCUUCAUCAUCAUUAAACGCGAAUAGUGAACCAGUUAGUGCUGGUGCGCAAUUAAAUUUUUAUCUCUAUUUCAUUGAAGCUAUGCAUAAAUCAAUAUCAAAAAAGAAAAUUGAAAAUCAACUUCAAUAUAAAUUCUCGUCAAUAUCAACAUUAUUUACAUCAAAAAGUCGUAUUGAAAUAUUCGUGUUUGACGUGCCAGAUUCAAUUUUAACAACACUCAUAUCAACAUUAUGUAUUGAAGAUGAAGUAUCUUAUUAUAAAUCAUUGCGUUUAACAAUUGAACAAAUUCCAACGCGUUUUCACGAUACAAUAAAUCGAUUUUCUGAUCAAUUGAAAGAAUUACGUUUCGUGAAAAAAUCGAAAUUGUUUGUCAUUGUCUCUUAUAAAACUGAUUUCUAUCGAUUUAUGGCUGCCUGUACUUGA
This is a messenger RNA of Rotaria socialis, 4803 nucleotides long. NCBI's taxonomy places the organism in Eukaryota, Metazoa, Rotifera, Eurotatoria, Philodinida, Philodinidae. The record is from the annotation of a GenBank genome assembly.